Messenger RNA from Mytilus trossulus (common blue mussel), 1533 nucleotides. RefSeq lists its product as uncharacterized. The transcript has a single exon. Gene Ontology annotation, molecular function: nucleic acid binding. The record is from RefSeq and is a predicted model, not a curated record. The coding region runs from base 1 to 1533 and encodes 510 amino acids. Lineage: Eukaryota; Metazoa; Mollusca; Bivalvia; Mytilida; Mytilidae.
AUGACCACUCCACCCAAUUUAAAUGACUUAGUCGGCAUACUUUUAAGAUUUCGUUUACACCAAUUUGCCGUUACUACUGAUAUAGAGAAGGCGUUCUUGAACGUGGGACUAGAGACACAGGAUAGAGAUGUCACACGUUUCUUUUGGUUCGAUACACCAACAGACCCAUCAACUCCACUAUCAACUUACCGAUUUAAGUCUGUAUUAUUUGGAGCCACUUCAUCGCCAUUCAUACUGAAUUCCGUUCUACAAAAACACUUGAGAGAGAACCGCUGUGAAUAUACUGACACUUUAAAGAACGAUUUGUAUGUUGAUAAUAUACUGUCGAGUUUUCCUACAGAGAGUGCAUUACUGAAAUAUUUUGAUACAUCAAGAGACUUAUUCACUAGAGCAGGAUUUAACUUGCGCUCAUGGGCUUCAAAUUCUCAACUUUUGCGAGACCGCGCAAAUUCACACAGCGUAUUAGACAAAGAUGAACUCAUAAAAGUGCUUGGAUUGAGAUGGAACACUUGUAACGACACACUUACUUUCGCCAAACCGGAAUACACCGAUAUUGAAGAUACACGUAUGACAAAACGAGAGAUUUUAAGACAAUCAUCGAAAGUAUAUGACCCACUCGGACUUAUUGGUCCAGUUACUGUGCGUAGUAAGAUGCUUAUGCAGACUUUGUGGGAGAAAGGAUUAAAUUGGGAUGAACCUCUUACAUCUGAAAUUACAACAGAAUGGAAGUGUGUACUACAAGAUAUUAAUGAAUGUUCACAUUUGAAAAUUAAUAGACCGUAUUUCAAAGAAAAAUCAGACAAUGUAGAAUUACAUGUGUUUACGGAUGCAAGCUUGAAAGCCUAUGGAGCAUGCGCAUAUUUAGUCAGUGGAAAAGAAACCGUGCUUAUCAUGUCAAAGAAUCGAGUGACACCUCUGAAACAGUUAACAAUUCCGAAGUUAGAACUCAGUGCAGCUUUGAUAGGCGCAAGACUCGUCAAGCAUUUGAAAUCGCACUUGGAGGAUACAAGCGUCACAUUAUGGAGUGACAGUCAGAUAACUUUAAGUUGGCUUACUACUGAGAAACAAUUACCCGUUUUCGUUAGUAAUCGAGUGAAGGAAAUUAACGAAAUUACUCAAGAAUACACAUGGAAGUACUGUCCGACAUAUUCAAAUCCGGAAGAUAUACUAUCGAGAGGAGUAACUGCAACCAAAUUCCUAGAAUUGGAUCUUUGGAUGAAAGGACCCGAAUGGCUCACUGACAAAUCAAACUGGCCACAGUGGAAGAAUAAAGAAUCGCACAUUCUUAGCACUACAAUUGAGCAAGGGCAAUCAACUAGUGAACCGCAACAGAAAAUAAGAUUUUAUGAAGGAAUAAGUAAAAUUAUGGAUAUACAACGCUACAGCUCAUACCAAAAACUUUUGCGUAUAACAGCAUACAUGUACCGAUUCAUAAACAACUGUAGAAAUAAUGACAAACUAACAGGAAAUCUUAGUGUCAAUGAAAUUCAGACUGCUUCGACUUCAUGGAUUCGAGAUUCGCAACUGCGUUAA